AUGUCAGCCACAGCUCGGCACGAAGCCGCUAUGAAGCGCGACAUGCAGACCAAGCUGCGUCAGGCCACCGAUCCGUUGGAGAAGCUGCGCUUGCAAUGUCUGGCUCGAGGCGCCGCCGGUAUCAAGGGCCUUGGCCGCACCUUUAAGAUCUUUGAUGAUGAUGGUAACAACCAACUGAGCUUUGAGGAGUUUUCCAAGGGUCUGCAUGAUUAUGGCGUGUACCUCGACUCGGACGUGGUUCGUCGAGUUUUUGACCGUUUUGAUGCCAACAAGGAUGGAUCUCUGUCUUUUGACGAGUUCUUGAAAGCCCUGCGCGUAAGUGAUGCGGACCGCCCCCCAUUUCAAAAGCUGGACAAGGACGGCAACGGCCGCAUUACCAAGGAGGACCUCAAGGGCGUCUAUGAUGUCAAAAAGAAUCCCAAAUACAUUAGUGGCGAGAUGGACGAAGACGAGCUGCUCGAGGAAUUCUUGGCCUCGUUUGACACCCCUGGUCGGGCAGACGGCAAGGUGGAAUGGGACGAGUUUGUCUCCUACUACAGUGGGGUCUCAGCCUCCAUCGACACUGACACAUACUUUGUUCUUAUGAUGACUCAAGCCUGGAAGCUGUAA
Messenger RNA from Monosiga brevicollis MX1, 609 nucleotides. RefSeq lists its product as uncharacterized. Lineage: Eukaryota; Choanoflagellata; Craspedida; Salpingoecidae. Bases 1 to 609 code for a protein of 202 amino acids. The record is from RefSeq and is a predicted model, not a curated record. Gene Ontology annotation, molecular function: calcium ion binding. The transcript is spliced from 5 exons.